Molecule: messenger RNA, 4217 nt
Organism: Carlito syrichta (Philippine tarsier)
Lineage: Eukaryota; Metazoa; Chordata; Mammalia; Primates; Tarsiidae
Gene: PCSK6
Product: proprotein convertase subtilisin/kexin type 6
Exons: 24
Coding region: 1-2868 (955 amino acids)
Biological process (GO): peptide hormone processing
Cellular component (GO): cell surface; membrane
Molecular function (GO): serine-type endopeptidase activity
Source: RefSeq, a predicted model, not a curated record
AUGUUGAAAAAGGCAGAGUCCCUGAAGAUGGUUGAUAGUCUGCAGAUGGGAGAGCAAACACAACCAGGAUCUGCAGAUUCUCCAGAAGACAAGGGCACAGAUUUGAGAAGGAAGAGGAAGGAGCAGUCAGAACUGCCCAACAGCCAGGGCACUGCUGCCAAUAAACACACAGAAGGUGUGGCAGACCACUGGAUGCUGCUGGUACACUGGAGCCAUGGUCCCAGCAACCUAGUGACACAGGAGAGGCAGGGAAAGAUUGGAAACCUGGAAGAUUACUACCAUUUUUAUCAUAGCAAAACCUUUAAAAGAUCUACCUUGAGUAGCAGAGGCCCUCACACCUUCCUCAGAAUGGACCCCCAGGUAAAAUGGCUCCAACAACAAGAAGUGAAGCGCAGGGUGAAGAGACAGGUGCGAAGUGACUCACAGGCACUUUAUUUCAACGAUCCCAUUUGGUCCAACAUGUGGUACCUGCAUUGUGACGACAAGAACAGCCGCUGCCGGUCGGAAAUGAACAUCCAGGCAGCAUGGAAGAGGGGCUACACGGGGAAAAACGUGGUGGUCACCAUCCUAGAUGAUGGCAUAGAGAGGAAUCACCCUGACCUGGCCCCAAAUUAUGAUUCCUAUGCAAGCUAUGAUGUCAAUGGAAACGACUAUGACCCAUCACCACGAUAUGAUGCCAGCAAUGAAAAUAAACACGGGACUCGUUGUGCAGGAGAAGUUGCUGCUUCAGCGAACAACUCUUACUGCAUCGUGGGCAUAGCAUACAACGCAAAAAUAGGAGGCAUCCGCAUGCUGGACGGCGACGUCACAGACGUGGUGGAGGCGAAGUCGCUGGGCAUCAGACCCAACUACAUCGACAUAUAUAGUGCCAGCUGGGGGCCGGAUGACGACGGGAAGACGGUAGACGGGCCUGGCCGGCUGGCCAAGCAAGCUUUCGAGUACGGCAUUAAAAAGGGCCGGCAGGGCCUAGGCUCCAUCUUUGUCUGGGCAUCUGGAAACGGUGGAAGAGAGGGGGACUACUGCUCAUGUGACGGCUACACCAACAGCAUCUACACCAUUUCCGUGAGCAGCACCACCGAGAAUGGCUACAAGCCCUGGUACCUAGAGGAAUGCGCCUCCACCCUGGCCACCACCUACAGCAGUGGAGCCUUUUACGAGCGGAAAAUUGUCACCACGGAUCUGCGUCAGCGCUGUACCGAUGGCCACACUGGGACCUCAGUUUCUGCCCCCAUGGUGGCUGGCAUCAUCGCCUUGGCUCUAGAAGCAAACAGCCAAUUAACCUGGAGGGACGUUCAACACCUGCUAGUGAAGACCUCGCGGCCGGCCCACCUGAAAGCGAGUGACUGGAAAGUCAACGGUGCUGGCCAUAAAGUUAGCCAUUUCUAUGGAUUUGGCUUGGUGGAUGCAGAAGCUCUCGUCGUGGAGGCGAAGAAGUGGACAGCUGUGCCGUCACAGCACAUGUGUGUGGCUACCUCGGACAAGAGGCCCAGGAGCAUCCCCAUAGUGCAGCCGCUGCGGACCACAUCUCUGACCAGCGCCUGUGCCGACCACUCGGACCAGCGGGUAGUCUACCUGGAGCACGUGGUGGUUCGCAUUUCCAUCUCGCACCCGCGCCGGGGAGACCUCCAGAUCUACCUGAUUUCUCCCUCAGGAACCAAGUCUCAGCUCUUGGCAAAGAGAUUGCUGGAUCUCUCCAAUGAAGGAUUUACAAACUGGGAAUUCAUGACUGUCCACUGUUGGGGAGAAAAGGCUGAAGGGCAGUGGACCUUGGAAAUCCAAGACAUGCCAUCCCAGGUCCGCAACCCGGAGAAGCAAGGGAAGCUGAAAGAAUGGACCCUCAUUCUGUAUGGCACGGCGGAGCACCCUUACCACACCUUCAGUUCCCAUCAGUCCCGCUCACGGAUGCUGGAGCUCUCGGCCCCAGAGCCGGAGCCGCCCAAGGCUGCUCUGUCACCCUCACAGGUCGAGGUUCCUGAGGACGAAGAAGAUUACACAGCUCCUUCCACCCAAGGCUCUCCUAAUAUUUUACAGACCAGUGUAUGCCAUCCGGAGUGUGGUGACAAAGGCUGUGAUGGCCCCAAUGCAGACCAGUGCUUGAACUGCGUCCACUUCAGCCUGGGGAACGUCAAGACCAGCAGGAAAUGCGUGAGUGUGUGCCCCUUGGGCUAUUUUGGGGACACAGCUGCAAGACGCUGUCGCCGGUGCCACAAAGGGUGUGAGACCUGUUCUGGCAGGAGCCCAACACAGUGUCUGUCCUGUCGCCGUGGGUUCUAUCACCACCAGGAGAUGAACACCUGUGUGACCCUCUGUCCUGCAGGAUUUUAUGCUGAUGAAAGUCAGAAAAACUGCCUUAAAUGCCACCCGAGCUGUAAAAAGUGCACAGAUGAACCCGAGAAAUGUACAGUCUGUAAAGAAGGAUUCAGCCUUGCACGGGGCAACUGCAUUCCAGACUGUGAGCCAGGCACCUACUUUGACUCUGAGCUGAUCCAGUGUGGGGAAUGCCAUCACACCUGUGGAACCUGUGUGGGGCCAGGCAGAGAAGAAUGCAUUCACUGUGCAAAAAACUUCCACUUCCAAGACUGGAAGUGUGUGCCAGCUUGUGGUGAAGGAUUCUACCCAGAGGAGAUGCCCGGCUUGCCCCAUAAAGUGUGUCGAAGAUGCGAUGAGAACUGCUUGAGCUGUGAAGGCUCCAGCAGGAACUGCAGCAGGUGCAAGACGGGCUUCACACAGCUGGGGACCUCCUGCAUCACCAACCACACGUGCAGCAACGCUGACGAGACGUUCUGUGAGAUGGUGAAGUCCAACCGGCUCUGCGAACGGAAGCUCUUCAUUCAGUUCUGCUGCCGCACGUGCCUCCUGGCCGGGUAGGAACACCCAGCUUCCCUCAGAAGGCAGGGCCCUUCUGUCCGUGCAUCCGUCCGUCUACCUUCCUCCAGACUGUCAGCCAGAGCCUGUUUGGAGGGCGGUACCCUGCAUCUGACAGCUUUAUCUCCCCAGGAGCAAGGUCCUCCUGCAGCAUCUCUGGGCACCAAAACCAGGGGGGUGGUGACCCUUCAGGAGAUGUUCCAAAAUGGUGACAUCCUCUCAAACGCUGCUUGCUGGCUACCGUCUUCUGACAAACUCUCAACAGGAACAAAAUGAAUUCUGGGAAUCCACAGCUCCAGCUUCGGAGCAGCUUCUGGGACUAUAAGUUUACUGAAUCUUCAAGACCAAAGCAGAAAGGAAAGACGCUUGGCUUACCCAUCACUCUUCUCCCGUGCCGUGCUUUUGUGCAGCCCGUCGUCAAUCUCCCUAUCCCGGCCGGCGACCUCUGGGCCAUUCUCACACGUGACAAAGGGCCAGCAGUUCACCCGCUCAUCGCCUGCCAUGGAGUAGUCUGGGGGACAUUUUGGUCAGGCUGUAAAUAAAGUAGAUUUGAGGGCAUAAGAUGUAUGAGCACUGGGAUGGAGUAUCUGUUUCUACAUAGUCAGCUACUUCUGAAACUGCAGCAAGUGGCUUAGAAAGUCACAUUCCAAACCCAGAACAGAAGAUUAUUUCUCUACAGCAUUCUCCUUGUGGUGAGCCAAGCUCUCCUUGUUACUGUGUUCUACCUGUGUCUCCAGGGGUCUCAUGGGCCUGAACGACCACCUCUACCUGAAGCAGAACCUUUUGAGGAGGGCCUGCGGGAGGCAUUCCAGGGCCAGCCCAAAGGGACCCGAGGGCUGAGCAAUUCCUCUUAGCAAAAUGUAAACCCAGCCCAUGAGUUGUUAAUUAUCCACCACUUCCCGUUUUAUGGAAUUGCUUUUAAAAUACAUUUGGCCUCUGUCCUUCCGGAGACUUGUUCUUAAGGUGUAUGCUCCUGUGUCUGUGUGUAUUAUGAGCCUACAUGACACAGUUGGAUUUAUUCUGCCAAACCUGUGUAGGCAUUUUAUAAGCUACAUGUUCUAAUUUUUACCAAUGUUAAUUAUUUUGACAAAUAUUUCGUAUAUUUUCAUUGAAAUGCACAGAUCUGCUUAAUCAAUUCCCUUUAAUAUGGGAGUAACAUUUGCCUUAAAUUUUUUCAACCUCAUCUUUCUCCAUAUUGUCCUGCUCCCUCUCUGAGUCCAGUGCAUCUGCCUUGUCACCUGUGAGCUGGAGAGAAGCCAGCAGUUUAUUGAAUCCACAACUCCAAAAGAGAAAUCAACGAAGCAAAUACAAUGUUAACCCAAAAUUAAUAAAAGAGUUAACAUCCCAUGGCA